AGUGCAUUGUGGUAAGAUGGUGGCUGCUCCAUUGUUCGGCUGUAUGUUUGCAAGAGAAAAAAAUCCCCUGAAAGCGACCGGCAGAGGGAAUAAGGCCUGAAAUUCAUAUGUAAGUGGUUCCUCUCCUGAUCUGGAAUUAUGGAAGAUGAUGAAAACCGGGAUCCACAGCAGAACGAGUGCUCAGGGGAUGAAUCCGAAUUGGAUCAAUGCACUGAAUCUUACAGGGAGCGAGGUGCUGAGCAGGUACAGCUGAUCCUACAGCCACUGGGGAGGAGCCCACUCGAUAAAUGGACCGAGUGCAACACUUCGAUGCGGGCUAACUGUAGCACCCCGCCGUGUGUGCAGCAAGUUAAGAACACUCUGCAGCACUUAAGAGAUUUGAAUGCAGCCACUCGACAGCCAAAUGACUGUGGAAAAACAUGUCAACGAGAUUCCAGGAAGCAGAAACAGAUUAGAAGGAGGAAGACAUGCACACCAGCAGGUUCAAAUGCCGUCACUAGGAGCUCACCAGAGAUUGCAGUGGCUGGUCUUCACAGUACAACUGGUAAUGGGAAUCCGGAGAAGGAAGUGGUGUCUGUUUUACUGUCCCACCUCACCAGUGCACUGCAACAUAUCGGAUCCACAUAUGGAGCCACUUUCCGAACACGGCUGAAUCCAGAACCUGAGCCUGUUGCAGAUACGGGAGCCUCUUAUUUUAGCAGGUUGGAGUCGGAAAGCACAGAGGCCACGAGCGACCUGCAAGAGGAUGGCAUCUCCAGUCUUGGGAUCCGCGUUGUACAUCACCCAGGGUUUACGCUUAAGAAAGAUCGAGCCUGGAGAUACAAAAAGUCAGUGUCUGCCAGCCUUCCGUCUUCAUCACAGAGGGUACCAUUUCACAGCAUCUUGGGAGAAACUUUACCUUACAGAGAUUGCUUAUGCAGUGGUGGUCUGUCCAGCAUAAGAGACAAUGCAACCCCAUCUGUGGAGUCCCAUGACGUUAAAAAGACAAACAAAGGAUUGCAUUUAUUGGAUCGAUAUAUGUUGUCACCAGCAUCCUUGGAACUUUUGAGACCAGGCUUGCUGAGGAACAUGAGCAGCCUAGAGGAAACUGAAACUUUGGGGAUCUCUAGAAUGAGAAACACAGAACUAAGGACAGAGACAGGUAGUCAGCCAGUGACUAAAGACUUCAGAACCCCAGUUUUCUCCCCAGAUAAGGAUUUGGGAAUGAAGAGAAAACUGGAUCUGUUGGACGUGGAGCUCAACUGUCUAUCUCAGAGAAGCAGUGGGCUUGGUGAAAUUGCAAAUCCUAGCACAGAUCAAAAAUCGUCAGACUCUCCUUUAAAAAGGCUAGUGGGUGAUUCCCAGAGCUCUCAAUGCUCUGAAGGAGCCUACUGGGGCCUGGUUCUUGGGAAUGGCAGUGGUAUUUCAAAUGGUCAACAAAGACCAUUGAAUGGAGGUGGGUGCUCCAACUCAGGGAACCAAUCAAGUUCAUCAAGUGUGUCUCAAACAUGUCCGGAAAAGGCUGAAUCCAGCUCUGUCCCUUGCCAGCAGAACGUUACAAAUCGGAUUACUUGUUCCGACGGUCGAUUGGGGCCCGAUACGUAUGACCCAUUCAGUCCAACUGAUGAGGAGAACGUCAAUGGAGAGUUUAUGGGUGGUGACUUUUCCCCAAAAGACAGGAUUGAAUUGGAUGACGGUGAGGAGGAAGCUGAGGAAGAGGAAGAGGAUGAGGAGAAAUACGACCCUUUUGAUCCCACAGGGUCCAUUGCAAGUUCUAACAAUUUAAGCCCAUUAGGAGAUGAUUCAGAAGGUGAGCUGAAAAUUGUUAGCGAUGCGGGACUAACUGAAGAAGAGGAUUGUGAGAGUCCUGAGUACGAAGAAGAUCAGUCACCAGAAUCAACAACGUGUGCUCUGUCAGACGUGGAACUGCAGAUUGACUGUGGGAAUGUGGUCAAAUCCAGUCUAGAACCUGACCUCUACAGCUCCCCCGAGUACAGAGAUUUGGAAUCUGAACUCCAGACAGGUUUUGCAGAAGGGUUAAGCUGUGCGAUCAAAAAUGAAUUUGAAAGUGACUCCAAACUGCAGAUCAAUGUUCAGCUGGACUCUGUCUCUCAACAAGAAAUUGAAUCUAUUGACUCAGAAAAUGAUAUUCAGUCUCAAAACGAACUGGCUAGAGAGGGAACUAGCGAUGCAAUGUUUGAAGAUGAGGAGCCAUUGCUGUCACCAGUUGGAAUUGAUUAUAGUUUAAUGCAGAGUCCGGAUCCCAAUUUACAAAUUGAGAAUGAAACAUUGAAGCUUUCCUUGAAAUCGACGCAGAAAGAAGUCUUAGUCUGCUCCUUGCAGGAGGGAGACCUUUGGAAAAAUGAACACACAAAAGAACUGGGUCUUGAAGCAAAGACCAUUUCUGGCCCCUUGGAAACAGCUAAACAAGAAACAGGUGCAGAUUCACUCGGUGCCCCCAGGUAUCAGAAAAACUCUGAAAGGACCAUCUCUGAGCCACUGGAAUCGCUGGAAUCCCAGAGCCGGUUAAAGGCAAAAUCAGGCUCAAGCAGCCGUGUCACAUCCAAGUCUGCAUCGAGGCAGCGGUCAAGAACUGAAGUGGUUCGGAAGGAUAAAUCUGAUUCCAAAGUGCAUUCAAAGGCGGAGCACAAAAGUAAGUCUGCUUCUGCCUCCAGGUAUCACCACAAAUCCCGCCGUACUGUUGAAAGAAAAGACAACCUUGUUUUCACGGUGAAUGUUUCCAAAUGGCCAGAGGAUGCACGUAAAUACGAAGACUCUGAAAUCGAAGAAGGCGAGAUCGUGCAGCAAGAUGAAGAGAACUUCAGCCCUGCUAGAACCUUUCGCAGUCGCGGACGAAUCUUUGAGCGUCUGAGGGGAGUUGAAGGAGAUGAUUUUAUAUCUCUGCACGCCGAUUCUGAUGAAGGGGCACUGCAGAUAGAUCUGGGCGAGAACUCAGCAGACGGAGGGCGCAAGAAAGUGGAUCAGCGAAGAAAAGUGACAAACCAGCAGAGGGAGAGGUAUGUGAAACAGUCCAGGUCGCCAGCAGAGUCCAAGACCCAGUCUGGGUCGCAUUCAGAAUCCAGCUCCCGCAGCCGGAAAAAGCACAAGAGAGAGCACAAAAAGGCUCGGUCAAAAGAUCGAAAACGAUCCAGGUCCCAUUCGAGGGAACGUAAAAGAUCCUCAUCUAGAAACAGGUUGCGAAUCCAUCGCAAAAAAUCCAGAUCCAGAUCCAGAUCCUGGGAGCGAAGGAGGUCAAAUUCCAGGUCACGCCAUAAGGUAUCUCGGUCUCGGACACGUUCUAGAGAGCAUCGUAGAUCGAGAUCGUGGUCACCGUCCAACAGCACUAGCGUAUCAGCGAUCGGGUCUCUGAGGGCUUCAGCUGAGAGGUGGAAAAGCCGUGUGCCCCAGUCAAAGGAGAGCGGGUCAUUCCAUCGUUCCCGGUCAAGCAGCAAGUCAAGAAAGGAAAGGAGGAAGAAAGAGAAACACCGGGAACCGGAAGCAGUGAAACGCCGGAGGCAGUCCAGGUCCAGAUCCAAAGAGCGGUCACAGAGGGAGAAGAGAGCACUUAGCCCUUCUCCAAGAAGAUCAAAAGAAAGGAACGAGAAAGAGAAGGACAGAAGUAGAGAGAGAAACCCCCCAAGUGAAAAGAAACACGAGAAGACUGCAAAAGGAAGGCGGGACAGCAGAAUUGUGGUUCCCCCCUCCAUUCAAGAACUAAACGAUGAUGAUAUCUUAAUUAAAGCUCGCUCAAUUACCAGGACCAUUACUGUGAAUCCAGGUGAGUCUUUAGAAGACCAAGAAGAUCCAAUGGAGGUGGCAGCUCUGUCUCCAAACCGGGAAGCCAUGUACGACUCAGACGAGUUGGGCUUUGAGAACAGUUUCUCUGAUGUUGAGGCUGGGGACCACGUGCAGGAGAGCAGGGUUCCUGGAAAGGGGCAAGGGAGCAAGAACGAGAGGCGCAGCAGUCACGAAAAAAGCCAUCGAACAGGAGACCCUGGUACAAAACUCCUCAAAGUCAAAGACCGAAAGCGAGCUCAUGCAGAUGAGAAGUCGGGCAAGGAGAAGCGAAGGAAAAAGCUGACUGACGGGCAAAAGGGGACAACAGGGUCGGAUAGCUUGAAGGCAGAGAAGAAGGGGAAAGAGCAUUUGAUUGGCGGCCAGUCUGGGAAAAAGGUCAAAUCUGUGCCCAAGGAAAGCAAACAGGUGCCGAGGAAAGUGAAGCUCCAAUCCAAAGUAGCUGUUCUAAUCCGAGACGGGGUGAGUUGCGCUGCCUCAAUGAAGGAUGACCGUGGGAAAGGGGGAGGCUUGAUUGGCGUGAAAUUCAGCCGCGAUAGGGAGAGCAGAUCGCCAUUCAUGAAGACCGAGGACCAGAUCCAUGACUCAAAGCCUGGCCGGCACCGAAUUGACAGCUCGGAGAGCAAAGGCAUGGCCUCGCGAGCGCCAAAGGGAAAGGCCGUGACCAAGCCCCGUUCCACGGCCAAGAAAACAAAAGCAGCUGGCACCAAGGUGAAGGGCUCCGGGAAGAAGAAGAAGGAAGCCAAGCCGAAAACGGCACUGAAGAAGGCAGCGACUCUCAGUGGCAGCAGUAGCAGCAGCAAAGAGUCCAGUCCCUUCAGGAUCAAGGAAGAGCUGUCGUGGUCUUCGUCAGAGAAGUCUGACGACAAGGUCAACCUCCCGAGCCCGACAAAGGACACGGUGGAGCAGGGGCUGUCUCCCCUCUCUCAGAUCUCAGAGAGUGUCCCCCAGCCCUUGGAGGCUGCCUUCACACCAAAGGAGCCAACUGUCCACCAGCCCCCUCCCCCACCCCCUCCGCAGCAACAGAAGGACUAUCACGAGCACAGCGACACUUCGAAGGUCAAUGGAGACAAGCCGAGAGCACCGAGCAAACCAUUGUCGUGGGAUCUCCAAACCGGUGGAGGAAUGUUAGCACUUACUGCACUGCUGUUCAAGAUGGAGGAAGCCAAUCGAGCAAAGGCCCAGGAUUCUAUUCAAGCAAUCACCCAGAUUCUCAGCCAGACUAAACCCCCCGUACCACCAGUGUCGACCAGCCUCUCUUCCCACCUUCCUGCCACCCAGCCGGCGCCCAGGUUUCUCCGCCAAGGCUCCUUGUCAAUGUUGGGCUGCUCAGCAGGGCUGCCUACACUGUCAGUUUCUACAGUCCAGCCCCCGACUACCAGUUCCGCGAAGCUGUACAGCACGUUGGAGAGCACAGAGCCCAGCAAGGUGGAAGGGACCACCAGCACUGACAGCAAUAUGGACAGCGACAGGUACCUGAAGAAGCUGCACACGCAGGAGCGUGCAGUGGAGGAGGUGAAACUGGCCAUCAAACCCUUCUAUCAGAAAAAGGAGAUCAACAAGGAUGAUUACAAAGAUAUUCUCCGCAAAGCAGUACACAAGAUCUGCCACAGUAAAAGUGGCGAAAUCAACCCUGUCAAAGUUGCCAACUUGGUGAAAGCGUAUGUGGAGAAAUACAAGUAUGCACGAAGGCACAGCAAGAGACCAGAGGAAGGAGGACGCCAGAGCAAUGGGAAGGAGGCUGGGAAGUUAGACAAACAUGGAAAAGCGGCAGCACAGACGUAAACAGGAACGAGAGACAGUUUUUAUUAUUUACCAGAAUUCAAUAAUUUUGCGCACCUCCUUUUAUUUUCAUUUUAAUAAGUGUGAAGACUUUUUUUUAAAAAAGAAAACUUUAGUAAGUCAUUCUGACGUACCUGGGUUUAUCUCAUUGUGGCAGUGCCUAAUGAUCCUGAAUUAGAUGUAAGAAACUUGGGACACUUUUAAUGAAAUGCUGAGGGGUGGGGAGGGAGGGAGGGGGCGGAAUAUUCUUAGAAAGUAAAGGACAAAACAAGAACCUUUUGAGAACUGUUUACUGUAUCUCCUGAUGGCUGUAUAUAAGAUAGGAGCCACUGGCAAGCUUUCUCAUCUUCUCUCGUGUCCUGUUGAUUUUUAUUUGUUUUUCUCUUCUUCCUCCUCCUCUUUCCUUCUUCCCUUCCCUCCCUCCCAUUUUCUUCAUGCAUGAAGUUUUUUUGUAGGUCAGUGAAUUCCAUACAGCUGCACUGUCUUUUAAAUGGUAAUAAACAAUAUUACGCAGUCAGCCAUUCUGAGAGAAGGCGAUGUAUCAGAGAGAAAUGAUUUUUCCUGUUGAUGUCUAUGUUAUUCUUUACCCUUUUGGAAAAAAAAUGGUAUAUAUAUAUACAUGUAUAGUACAAUGUUGGAAAAUGGCAGGGGUGAAUUGAUUAAGUAUUUUCAUUUGCGCAUUUUAACUAAGGAAAUAAUGAGGAUUGUACUGGUGAGCACUGUCUCAAGGUUGCAGUCUCUGGGCACUUUUAUGUUCACCAUCCACCUGAUACUGGAGUUAGUGGCCCUUGAGGCAUCUGUGGCCAAAUAUUUUCAUCCACUGCGAAUCACUGUUGUAAAGUGAGUGUUGGUUCUUGGAGAAUGAGGCUGUUUUAUUCUGUAUUAGGGACUGUCUAAUUACACAUGUCCAUUUUUGUUAUAGCACCACGCCACUGUCUUUCUCCCCCAGAGCCAUUUGUGAGUGUCAGGCAUUAGGCACAAAGUCCACAGAAGAGAUGGGAAAACUUGUUUAGACUCUCUGGUGAACUCUGCGGCCCAGGGUUAUGAGUCUCAUCCCCAAGAGAGAAUUGAGGAACGCUUGUGAAGAAUGAAGGAAUGCCUUUAGUUUGCAAUUUCUUGCGAUUACUUUUCCAACCAAAAAAAAAAGCAAAAGAUUUUGAACCCAGAUAUUUUACUGUAAGCUCGGGCAAUCAAUUGGCUGUGACCACCCCCACCCCCUUGGGCUCUCUGGGUUUCUGAGAGGGAAUUUAGGCAACACUGUUGUUUUAAUUUUAGUGCUUUUAGUCAGUAAGAGUACACCAUUCCCCUUCCCAUCUCCACCACCACCCCCCCUUCUCAAUCUGCUGCCAAUCAUGUUACAGAAUACGGGAUUAACUCAGGCAACUUGCCAGGCAACGCAACCCAGUUGCGCACCUCAAGGUUGAAUUGCCACAUCUGACUCUGUUGCUGUAAUUUGCUUUUUAGUUUCUGCACAGGAAGAGUCUCUAGCUCAAAGGUGCAAAGAAGUGCAGUCGUCUUGUAUGUGUGACCUGCUUUAUAUCAUUUCUGGCAAUGUGAUAAGGGGCUGGGUUUAAGAUUUAAGCUGGGGCUGUGUCCAGUACGUACUGUUAUUUCAAGGAGUGGGUGGGGGGAGGGAGGUGAUGAAGCUGGGGAGGAGAGGGAGGGUGGGCUGAGAGAUUGUGUGGUGACAGUGCAACGUUACCAGCCUUUGUCUGACUGUCGUUUGGUGUCGUCUAUAUUUCUGGAUGGAUUUGCCAGUGUGAGUGUGUGUUGAAAGGUGGUUAUUUGAUGAAUGAGACUGCGUGUGCGUGUGCGUGUGUGUGUGUGUGUGUGUGUGUGCGCGUGUGCGUGUGUGUGUGUCUGUGGAACCAAAGCAGGUUUCACUGACCCAAGGAGUAUAUAUAUAUUGAUAUUUGGGGUUUUGCUGGCCUUUUUAAAUACUAGAUAAUAAAGAAUGCACAUUUAAAAGGAGGCAGUAGGGUCCCCCUUGUGAAAUUACAGUAUCUCAUCAAAAACAGUUUUUUUUAGUUAAGAGAAAUAAGCUCACUGCCUCAAGAAAAUUGGACAAACUGUUUUGUAAAACAUCUAAUUUAUUUGGGCUGUUUAUAUUCGCAGUUGAGGGAGCCUGCCCUAAUGUUUCCACACCUCCCACCCUGAAUAAAAAGAAAACUAUUAAACAGUAUUAGCACCGCUGAAAUGAGGAACACAUUGAUGUUAGGAUUUGCUGAGCUGAAGGAGGUGAAAUGUCUUCAGAGUUUUAACUGUUAUCCUUGCUACACAUCCCACAUCCUUUCACCGAUGUGACUGGCAGUAUCUGAUGUCACAGCACCAAUGACUAAAUAAAUCACUGGGGAAUCAGCGAUGAUGCUGCUUUGGAUGAACUGGGCACCAAAGCAUAGGUCAGUUGCCAAAGAGAAAAGGAAUGGACAAUUAUUUUAAAAAACACCAAUUCCCUCAACCUAGCAUGGCUCUUGCUAAAAUCAGGCAAAAUGAAAUUAUUGUAAAAGUCUGAAUCUCUGUCCAAAGAGAAGUAAAUUCCAAUUGAACAGUCAUCCCCUCCCAGAAGUGAUAAUGCGCCUGUUAUUGUUGGAUUGGUGGGGAGGUGGUCAGUUUGUGUAGACAGCUCCUGUGCUCCAUCAGCUGUGCUAAUAUUGUAUGUAUCUGCCUGUUAUUGAGAAUAUUGUAAAAAUAAAAGUCAGAUUGUUACAGAA
Messenger RNA from Rhincodon typus (whale shark), 8267 nucleotides. RefSeq names its product SR-related CTD-associated factor 1 (gene scaf1). NCBI's taxonomy places the organism in Eukaryota, Metazoa, Chordata, Chondrichthyes, Orectolobiformes, Rhincodontidae. The transcript has 12 exons. The record is from RefSeq and is a predicted model, not a curated record. Bases 139 to 5559 code for a protein of 1806 amino acids. Gene Ontology annotation, molecular function: RNA polymerase II C-terminal domain binding.